CCGCCUCCCUGUGGAAGCUGCUUCUUGUUGUGGAGGCCAAAAUGGCGGCUCAAGCGGCGGCAGCGGCCCAAGCUGCUGCGGCCCAGGCAGCGCAGGCCGAGGCGGCCGAGUCGUGGUACCUGGCACUCCUGGGCUUUGCCGAGCACUUCCGCACUUCCAGUCCGCCCAAGAUCCGCCUGUGUGUCCACUGCCUGCAGGCCGUAUUCCCCUUCAAGCCGCCGCAGCGCAUCGAGGCCCGCACGCACCUGCAGCUCGGCUCGGUGCUCUACCACCACACCAAGAACAGCGAGCAGGCUCGGAGCCACCUGGAGAAGGCGUGGCUGAUAUCGCAGCAGAUCCCACAGUUUGAAGAUGUCAAGUUUGAAGCGGCGAGCCUGCUGUCUGAACUCUACUGUCAGGAGAACUCCGUGGAUACUGCGAAGCCAUUGCUGCGGAAGGCCAUCCAGAUCUCACAGCAGACACCGUAUUGGCACUGCCGCCUGCUCUUCCAGCUCGCGCAGCUGCACACACUCGAGAAGGACCUGGUGUCGGCCUGCGACCUCCUUGGCGUGGGGGCUGAGUACGCCAGGGUGGUGGGGUCCGAGUACACACGGGCACUGUUCCUGCUCAGCAAGGGCAUGCUGCUGCUUAUGGAGCGCAAGCUGCAGGAGGUACACCCACUGCUGACGCUGUGUGGGCAGAUCGUGGAGAAUUGGCAGGGGAACCCCAUCCAGAAGGAGUCCCUGCGUGUCUUCUUCCUGGUGCUCCAGGUCACGCACUAUCUGGACGCCGGCCAGGUGAAGAGUGUGAAGCCAUGCCUAAAGCAGCUACAACAGUGCAUCCAGACCAUCUCCACGCUGCACGAUGAUGAGAUCCUGCCCAGCAACCCGGCCGACCUUUUCCACUGGCUGCCCAAAGAGCACAUGUGCGUGCUCGUCUACCUGGUGACCGUGAUGCACUCCAUGCAGGCGGGCUACCUGGAAAAGGCACAGAAGUACACGGACAAGGCCCUCAUGCAGCUGGAGAAGCUCAAGAUGCUGGACUGCAGCCCCAUCCUGUCGUCCUUCCAAGUGAUCCUGCUGGAGCACAUCAUCAUGUGCCGGCUCGUCACAGGCCACAAGGCCACCGCACUGCAGGAGAUCUCUCAGGUCUGCCAGCUGUGCCAGCAGUCCCCCCGGCUCUUCUCCAACCAUGCCGCACAGCUGCAUACCCUGCUGGGCCUGUACUGCGUCUCUGUCAACUGCAUGGACAAUGCGGAAGCCCAGUUCACCACAGCUCUGCGGCUCACCAACCAUCAGGAGUUGUGGGCCUUCAUCGUGACAAACCUGGCGAGUGUGUAUAUCCGGGAAGGAAAUAGGCACCAAGAGGUACUAUACAGCCUACUGGAACGGAUCAACCCGGACCACAGCUUCCCUGUCAGCUCACACUGCCUGCGUGCCGCCGCCUUCUAUGUGCGUGGCCUCUUCUCCUUCUUCCAGGGCCGAUACAAUGAGGCCAAGCGGUUCCUGCGGGAGACGCUGAAGAUGUCCAACGCAGAGGACCUGAACCGGCUCACUGCCUGCUCCCUUGUGCUCUUGGGCCACAUCUUCUACGUGCUGGGCAACCACAGGGAGAGUAACAACAUGGUGGUCCCCGCCAUGCAGCUGGCCAGCAAGAUCCCUGACAUGUCGGUGCAGCUCUGGUCGUCGGCCCUGCUCAGAGAUCUGAACAAGGCCUGUGGCAAUGCCAUUGAUGCACACGAGGCAGCCCAGAUGCAUCAGAACUUCUCGCAGCAGCUGCUCCAGGACCACAUCGAGGCCUGCAGCCUCCCUGAGCACAACCUCAUCACGUGGACGGACGGCCCGCCCCCCGUGCAGUUCCAGGCGCAGAAUGGCCCCAACACCAGCCUGGCCAGCCUGCUCUGAGCCGCGGCCCAACCCUGCCAGACAGUUCUGCUGUCCCGUCCUCAAAAAGGACCUGGUCCCAGGCCAUGGCCAGAGCCACCCUCUGAAGGACUGCAGCUGCCUGGCCAUGGCCACAUUGCCAUCACACCGCUUGGUGGGCCUGGAUGGCCUGACCACAGCUUCCAAAUCCUUGGACUGGACUGGAGUCACCACCACCGUGUGGGCGCAAGCACUUAGCAAAAAGGUGCAUGCCUGCCCAUGCGUGGUGAGGAUUCAAGGCGUGGGACCCAGGGUUCAGCAGCAUAGCACAGCCACCUCAGGAGCAAGGUGGUGCUACCUGCAUUCUCUAGGGACAGUGGCCCUGGACAACAGCGCUCAGGUUGGGCUGGUCUGGGACUCAUCAGGAGGCACUGCCUGGUGACAGUGGCACUGCGUGGGGUGGCAGCCAGCUGCCCCCCUGUCUGGCUAGAGCCUCUCCAGCCCCCUCACAGUGCAGAGCAGUGGGGCUGGGUGCUGGUUCCCCAGCCAAGGCCCUGGUUCCGUCUUCCUGUGUCUCUGCGCCCCCGCUGCCUGUCCUUUCCGGCCCUGUGUUCUUGCUGUCACACUGUCUGGCAUGUGUCCAGCCUAUUUAUUUCCACCUUUGCUUGUGAGCACUCUAUGUAGAGCCGUGGGGACACCAGCCUGGGGCUCAGCUCUGUCUGCACCCCAUGCGUGUGCCCUGCCCCGUGCUAUGUGAGCGUGAGUGAGUAUGCGUGUGCAGUUUAGGGGUCACCAGACAAGUGACAUGCUUCCCCCAGCGACCUGGCCCGGCAGAGCAGACUUCUCCAAGAGAUCGAGAUCUGGAGCUCCAAGGCCCUGGGUGGCAGGCCUAGGUGGGCAACAGCCCUGAGCUGGGUGCAGAAUCUUUUAAUGGUUUGUACUAUUUUAUUAGCCUGCCACUCCAGGGGGGUGCUUUUAAUCAGGAAUGAAUUGUAAAUACAAAGCUGUUUCUGAGUAA
Messenger RNA from Cavia porcellus (domestic guinea pig), 2859 nucleotides. RefSeq names its product MAU2 sister chromatid cohesion factor (gene Mau2). Gene Ontology annotation, molecular function: protein binding; double-stranded DNA binding. Gene Ontology annotation, biological process: mitotic sister chromatid cohesion; maintenance of mitotic sister chromatid cohesion. The transcript has 19 exons. The record is from RefSeq and is a predicted model, not a curated record. The coding region runs from base 42 to 1883 and encodes 613 amino acids. Gene Ontology annotation, cellular component: SMC loading complex; chromatin. Lineage: Eukaryota; Metazoa; Chordata; Mammalia; Rodentia; Caviidae.